AUGUUCAAACAGUUGUGCAUUGCUGAAAAUUUUAAUCACCACACACUGCUGAUACGUACUGCUGUCAGGUGGCUGUCACGGAGAAAAACCUUGGAAAGGGUUUUCCUCCUUCGCAGUGAACUGGCAUCCUUCCUGCAUGAUCGGGGUCAUAAGAAUGCUAAUUGUUUUCGUGAUCCUCACUUUCUUGCUCGCCUUGCACUUCUGACGGAUGUUUUUGAGCACGUUAAUAAGCUCAACACUGAACUUCAAGGGAAAGGUAAAUGGGUGUGUGACCUUCAGUGUGCAGUAAAGGCUUUUGUCAGCAAGCUGACGAUACUACGAGAACAAGCUGAAGCCGACAGUUUCUCUCAUUUUCACCACUACUUGGAAUUUACAGCUACGAUGGAUGUGGAUUUUGACGAAACACUGGAUCUCACGGAAGAGAAACAGGAUCUCCUGGAAUAUUUGCAAAAUCUGACAGUGAAUUUCAGUGACAGAUUCCCAGAGUUACCGAAUGAGUCUUUUGACUUUGUUCAAUGA
Molecule: messenger RNA, 519 nt
Organism: Homarus americanus (American lobster)
Lineage: Eukaryota; Metazoa; Arthropoda; Malacostraca; Decapoda; Nephropidae
Product: protein FAM200A-like
Exons: 1
Coding region: 1-519 (172 amino acids)
Source: RefSeq, a predicted model, not a curated record